CUUACUUUCAUAUUGCCAUGAUUUUGCGAUAUUUUGCUCGAUCCCAUGUCGGACGAGAACAUAUCUAAUCUAUAAAUAUCUUAGCCGAAAGAGGUAUUGAGGCAUCUGCCACAUGUCUUGGAUCCACGGUUAACAUGGAACUUCAGCCAGUUGCGGUGGUGGUCCAAAGUGCACUUCAGUGCUCUUUCUAACGCAACUGACUCUCAUAAAGAACGUAGGGGUAUUUUCGAGCCUCAACCGACCCGGGAGCUGAUAGAACAUAGAACUGCUACAUAUAGGAUAUUUUCCACGUAUGCGAUCGAUCUAUUUAUGACGUCCGAGUCGGAUGUGGUUGACUCACGAUCUCACUCAGCACACCACGGCAUAUGGCGUUGUAAAGUAUACGAGUCUGCUCGGCAGCUCCAAGUACGUGCUGUAUUUAAAUGAGUGCAGGUGCUUUCUACCAUGGCAAUAAAGUAUAGUCCAACGCAUCCCCUUCCCAAGACCUACAUCAUCUACCAUGUCUGCGAGCAUCAAAAAAGUUUCAUAUGUUCGCCUCGGAACCUCGGGAUUAAAGGUUUCAAGAGUCAUUUUAGGAUGCAUGCAAUACGGCUCCUCCGAAUGGCAAGAGUGGGUAAUCAGUGACGAGCAGGAAGCAUUCAAGCAGAUCAAGUUUGCAUACGACCAUGGCAUCCAGACCUUCGACACUGCUAACACAUACUCGAAUGGCUUGUCAGAGAUCAUCUUAGGCAAAGCCAUCAAGGAGCUGAAAUUGCCGCGAGACGAGAUUGUUAUUAUGACUAAGGUCUUUGCACCAGUCGCUAAAUCCUACGGGGAGAACUUCUACAAGUCUGGCGUUAAGCCCGAUGAUGUAGGCCUCGUCAACCAAUAUGGACUUAGUCGUAAGCAUAUCUUCGAAUCAGUAAAGCAUAGCUUGGAGCGUCUCCAGCUUGAAUACAUCGACGUUCUUCAGUGCCACCGUUUCGAUUAUGACACCCCGAUCGAGGAGACAAUGCAGGCCCUUCACGACGUAGUCAAGGCGGGGUAUGUUCGUUACAUCGGCAUGAGUUCUUGUUUCGCCUAUCAGUUCCAUGCCAUGCAGAACUAUGCCAUCAAGAAUAACUUGACGCCUUUCAUCUCGAUGCAGAACCAUUACAACCUGGCUUACCGUGAGGAGGAACGCGAGAUGUUUCCGACCCUAAAGAUGUUUGGCGUAGGCGCAAUCCCAUGGUCACCUCUUGCUCGUGGCUAUGUCACUCGUCCUCUCAGCCAGUCAACCAAGCGAGGCGAAACUGAUCAAUGGUACAAAUACUACUCGACGACACCCGGAGGACCCGAGAUCGUGAAGAGAGUUGAAGAGCUAUCGCAGAAGAAAGGUGUUAGUAUGGCUCAGAUUUCCCUUGCUUGGAUGUUGUCGAAAGAAGGUGUAAGCGCUCCCAUUAUCGGCACAACCAGCCUUCAGAACAUGGAGGAUCUCAUCAAUGGUCUGGAUGUGAAGUUGACUGAGGAAGAGGUCAAGCAUCUUGAAGAGCCUUACAAGCCGCUCGCGGUUUUCGGUCAUGUCUAAAUCUGCACACAUGUAUUCAUUAACACCGAGUUGUAGUCCAUCCCUCGCUCAACUCUGGCCACCCCAAUCGUUUACAAAUCAAACUACUGAUUAUUGUAUUGUUCGGCUACAAUGCUAAGCCUACCACGAAUCCAUUAAAACAUGAAGAAAUCCUCCGACAGUUAACAACAUAUCAGACACUUAUUCAAGGGUUCCCUCCAAUGUCUCUCGUCACCACAGUCCGGAUAUGCUUCACAUUAGCUGUAGUAUUCUCACCCGCAGCAUCGUCGUCAUCCUUAGGAGGUCGGCAUUCAUGAACAGUCUUCACUACCGUCGGCAAUCCACCUAAACGUCCAUAGAACUCUCGACUAGAGUGGAUGAAAAUGUGUCCUCGGUGGGUGUCGUCGGAACAUUUUCUCGAUUGAUAGUCAGGGUCGAAGUCGGACAUAGUGAAGUUGCUGUUCCCGAGGAAGACCCACAUCAAUGUGUGAGGUAAGAAGUUGUCGAGAUGUACUUCAACGAGAGAAGGCAUAGCCUGGAUAACAAAAUGUCAGAAGUGCGCGCUGUACCC
Messenger RNA from Somion occarium, 2096 nucleotides. Lineage: Eukaryota; Fungi; Basidiomycota; Agaricomycetes; Polyporales; Cerrenaceae. The record is from the annotation of a GenBank genome assembly.